AUGGGAACCCCGCCAAAUGAAGGCACCGCAGCUGUUUCAACCCCUCUCCAACUAGAUUCACAGCCCCGGCCUGAUGUGCAGGCUGAAGCCAAUACCACAAGUGAAUCUAGUUCAAAGGGUUUGCCGGACAAGACUAAACCAGAGCAAGCGGAAACUCCCGCAGCAAAUGGCACUUCCCAACCAAAGUUAAACGGCCAUUCAUCCAUAUCAAACGGUCUUGGAUCAAAGCCAGAGUCCUCAGCCGUACACGAACCCUCCCCGGCUGACCUACUAUCCCCUGUUGAUCAGCCAUCCAACCAUAAAACUGCUGGUGUGGAAUCGGAGACGGCGGCUCUACAUCUAGGCGAGGCUACCACAAGCGAGGUUAUGAAUGGAGAUCCGAAAAACCGCCCAGUCGUAGACUCUACUGAUGUUGAUACCAACAUGGGCGCGUCAAAGGAUGCCGCUAACAAGGGGGAUACUGCGAAUGCGGACAUGGCAAUGGAUCAAGAUGAUGAGAAUGAUCCUCUUUUCUCGUCAACCCAAGAUCCGGAGCCAGCGUCAGCUUCAGAACAAGCUCCAGCAUCUAACCCGGCUCCAGCCGCAGAGUCCACCCCGGUUCUUUCUAAAGGACAGGAGAAGGGAGAGCAGGAUGUGGACCAUGACAUGGAUGCCGCCUCUGCUCCAGUGGCAUUAAAUGCCAAGCCAUCAGAGGCAGAGAACCCUGCCGUAUCUAAAAAAGCGCCUGAAAGCGGAGAAAAGGACAAAGAAGACCACGUUAUGGAGGAUGUGUCUGAGCCAGCCCCAUCGUCUACUGGCGAGGUAUCCACUACAAAAGUUUCGCGGGAACGCGAAGACGACGAUGAUGAACGGGCGGCAAAACGUACUAAAACCGAGGAUAUCAGCUCUGAUAACCCAGUGACUGAAGUUUCUGUCCUUCCCCCCUCAUCUUCCGGCGAGCCCGCCGCUCCUAAAACUCCUGUCACGCCUGCCCAUGACUCUGCAAAUGGCAUUCCAGAUAUACGUCAGGAUAUGACCAAGGCUCAGUUGAAGUUCUUCACCCGCACAUUCCAGAACUUGAAACGCCUUAGUGAUGCCCAGAUGUUCAAAUUCCCCGUUGACAUAGUUAAGUUAAACAUACCCACUUACUUUGACUUUGUCAAACAACCAAUGGACCUACAGACCAUGGAAGGCAAACUGAAGUCAGAAACAUACCGUACACCACAGGAUAUCAUCGACGACUUCAAGCUCAUGGUUAACAACUCGAAGGUAUUCAACGGGCCCGCGCACGUAGUCUCGCUGGCAGGUGAUCGUUUAUAUGAGAACUUCCAAAGACAAGUUAAGAAGAUGCCUGGCCAUGAUGAGCCUGACAUCACUCCUGCCGAGAAGAAGAGCAAAAAAGUUGCCACUAUGCCGACUAAAACACAACCACCCCGAAGAGAGACACGGCCUCCUCCUCCAACCCCCCCACCUGCUCCAGUCGCUGCUGCGCCCGCUCCUCCGCGCGCCAGCAAUGCUGGAUCACCAACAUUUGCAUUGGGCCCAGAAGGCCUUCCCCUAAUCCGUCGUGACUCGACUACGGUCGAUGGCCGACCGAAGCGAUCUAUCCACCCGCCCAAAAAUCGCGAUCUACCCUUCUCCAUGAAACCCAAGAAAAAGAAGUUCCAGCAAGAACUGAAAUUCUGCCAGGAAGUGCUUGAUGAACUGCACCACAAGAAAUACUACGCGGUCGCCUCAUUUUUCUAUGACCCUGUCGACCCAGUUGCCCUCAACAUUCCUACCUAUCACAAUGUAAUUAAGAAACCGAUGGACUUGGGAACAAUGAAAAGCAAGCUAGCGACCGGCCAAUACGAAAACGCAAAGGAGUUCGAGGCAGAUAUGCGCCAGAUUUUUAAGAACUGCUAUAAAUUCAACAUUGUCGGUGACCCCGUGUACACUGCUGGAAAGCAAACCGAGGAAAUCUUUGAUCGUAAAUGGAGCCAAAAGGCACGAUGGUUGGAGGCGCACGAACCUGCCUCAGGCCAUCAGUCAGCCGGCACAUCUGACGACUCUUCUGAAGAUGAAGAAAAUGAGAGUGAUGAUGAGCAGGAGAAACUAACCAUGCUGCAAAAACAAAUUGCCGAAAUGUCAAAGCAAGUUGAGGCAAUCACUAAGAAGAAAAAGACACCUCCAGCCUCAAAGAAGCCCAGCAAGUCCAAGGCUAAAAAGGAAGGGAAGAGAGGUGCUGCCGGAACGGCCGGCAAAAAGGAUAAAAAGAGCGGUGGCUCAAAGGCUAAGAGUGAGAAGGGUCGUUGGGUUACAUACCAAGAGAAGACUAUGAUUUCAAACGGAAUCAGCAGCCUGCCGGAGCAUAAAGUCCAGGAGGCAUUUACUAUCAUUCAGAAAAACGUGCCUUCUCUUCAGGGAAUGGACGGGUCCGAAAUCGAACUUGACAUUGAUGAACUUCCCAACAAUGUGCUUGUGACUCUACUCAAGUUCGUUAAGCAACAUGCACCUGCUUCUGUCUUGGGUAGCUACGAGGAGCCAAGUGAACCAGAGCCUCUCCCUUCCUUGCCUCCACCAAAACCCAAGAAAAGCAAACCUAUGAACAAGACAGAGCAAGAAAAGCAAAUUCGUUCUUUGCAGAGUAACCUGUCAAAGUUCAAAGGCGGUGCUGGAGCUGGGGUGGCAGCUGCAGGAGGAUCUUCUUACGAGCAGGCUACCAAGUCUGAAAGCAGCGGUGACGACGAAGACUCGGAGGAGAGUGAAGAAGAGUAA
This is a messenger RNA of Nannizzia gypsea CBS 118893, 2736 nucleotides long. Its product is annotated as bromodomain containing protein. The record is from RefSeq and is a predicted model, not a curated record. Bases 1 to 2736 code for a protein of 911 amino acids. Lineage: Eukaryota; Fungi; Ascomycota; Eurotiomycetes; Onygenales; Arthrodermataceae. The transcript is spliced from 4 exons. Gene Ontology annotation, biological process: regulation of DNA-templated transcription; chromatin remodeling. Gene Ontology annotation, cellular component: chromatin; nucleus.